AUGGAGCACAAUGCUCUCCCAGAAGGUCCUCAGCCCCUGCCACCUCUUGGGGAGGCAGCUCUGUUGCAAACUGAAGGUAUAGGGACACAGCAAUUGCUCCCCAGAUGGAAAGGGCACCAAACCUCCCCUGACCUCUUUGGCUGCUAUCAAGCUUAUUUGUUGCAUCCUUUGACUAUCCCUGAUGCCAAUGCUCCAAUGGCUCAUGUUCUUCCCUCAUCCCUUAGUUGCCCAUUAAAUCACUCUCAAUCAGUCAGAGAAAUUAUCCAACCAUGCCCCAAUCUGUCUGUUUACUAUGUUCAGCAACACCACUGGCUCAAAGGUAGCACAAAAUCUCUUACUGACCAGGACUUUCUUGUCAAGGAGGUUAUGCUCCACCUGGAUUUCAGUUUGGCCAACUUGGUUGGUGUCAACUUACAAGAAAUUGACAACCACCUUGCUGAUGCUGCUUGCAACUGGGACCCAAACUGUCCACUUGCAGAGGGGUGGAAAAAUACUCCAAUGGUCCUUGAAGUCCCAUGCCUUUGGAGCCAACUUACUCAAGAUCCAUUUUAUCUUGAAGUUUCUGGCCUUUGUGCCUGUAGUCUCUUGGACAUUAUGCAGAAGGCCUCUUUGUCUAACAAUAAUUCAACUUUUCACUACAAGCCAUUCCAUGAGUACUAUAAACCACCCAAUACUCCCUACUCAACCCCAUGGCCUAUUUUUGGUGAAAUGUACACUUCAGCAGCAAUGAAUCAAGCACAUUGUGAGGUCCAAACAGUUCAAAUUUCCAAUAAAGGCUGCACCCUCCCAUGCUGUGUUGCUGCAUUCAUGUUCUCAUCUGAUGGCAUGCAAUUUGCCCAGUUUUUGCAGGUCAAAGAAUGGCCAAUAUUAUGUGAUUUUGGGAAUGAGAGUAAAUAUGAGAGAUGCAAGCCCACCUCAAAUACCUGUUACACUGAGCAGCAAAAGUAUUGCAGGUCAGGAGAGGUCAAAAGUUUAUCUCCAUUGCUGAGCAGCCAAUCAGCUACCCUCAACAACCAUGACAGUAGCAUUACCAACCUUGACACCCUCAUUGUUAAACUUGGGGCUGAUAUUGCCAAGAUAGGCACCACUGCUGCUUCUGGUUCCUCCUUUGCCUCAGCUACCAAGGCCCCUAAACUUGCAACGCCAGACAAAUUUGACAGGAUUUCAUAUCCUGGCUCAACAGUGGAUGAGCAAAUUGCUUUUAUCAUUACCUGCCUGGAUGGCAAGGCCCAUGAGUGGCUUGAGCCCUAUCUGGAAGAGGACAUUGUUAAAGGGAAACCUGUUUCUUGGCUCCACAAUCUGGAUGCCUUCUGGCUGCAAUUCAAUGCACACUGGAAUGUCCAAAAUAGGACUGAGAACUUCUGUGCCAAGUUGCACACCCUUAAACAGACCAAGGGAGUCCAAGACUAUUACAAGGACUUCCAGACCUAUUCUCAAGGUCUUGGCUACAACAACCCCUCUCUCAGGGAUAUGUUCUAUGAUGGCUUAUCCCACAAAAUUAAGGAAACUCUCAUGGUUCAAGAUUAUGACCAUGCAGAUGCCUCUGUUACUCUUGCAACUCUUGCAGAGAAGGCCCUUAAGGUGGAUCAACACCUAGAGCAGUUUGCAGCCCAGCACAAGGGCUCAUCUUCCUCUUCAAACCAAUCUGGAAGCAAAUCCAGCACCUCUAUGUCAGCAGCAGCCCAGGGAGUGCCCAGGGAUAAACUGUCUGUUGGGGAACAGGUGUAUGCAAUUGUGGAUGGAAAGGCUAAGAAGGGGGUCUUACAAAAAGUUGGCCAAAAUGCCAAAGGGAUUGCAGUUCCAAUUGUAAAAUGGAAUGAUGGCACUACUAAGGAUGUUACCUUCAAAACUCUCAAGAAGGAUAACCACCCAGUCACUGCCACUUCCACUCCUGCUCCCAAGGCUUCCUCCUCCUCCUCCUUGCACAACUCUGGUCUUUCCCCUAUGGACUUAGACUCUGCCUCUUCAAAAGGCAAAAAACCAAUUAUAUGCACAACAUGUGGAGGUAGGGGACACUAUGCCAACCAAUGCCCCUCCAAAUCCUACUCUGGCCAUGAAGCCCACAUCUCUGAGGAUGAGUUGGAAAAUUGGGACCUCUGA
Rhizoctonia solani is the source of this 2100-nucleotide messenger RNA. RefSeq names its product Transposon Tf2-1 polyprotein. The record is from RefSeq and is a predicted model, not a curated record. Bases 1 to 2100 code for a protein of 699 amino acids. Gene Ontology annotation, molecular function: nucleic acid binding; zinc ion binding. The transcript has 3 exons. NCBI's taxonomy places the organism in Eukaryota, Fungi, Basidiomycota, Agaricomycetes, Cantharellales, Ceratobasidiaceae.